UCAGCUGAUAGGAGCGUGACUACAACUCUGCUGAAACAAGACUUUAGUGCAUUUCAUCUGUUACAGGCAAAGCACCAUGGCUUCUAGUGGACCAGAACCAAGCCUACGCUAUCACAACAAAGUUGUCAUUGUCACUGGAGGUACAAAAGGCAUUGGAGAGGCAACUGUCAGGGUGUUUGUGAACAAUGGAGCUUCUGUUGUGUUCUGUUCAAAAGAGGAGAUGGCCACUGACCUUGAAGCCGAACUGAAAUCCUCAAAGAGAGGAACUGCUAUCUAUGUCUCCUGUGACGUAACAAGAGAGGAAGAGAUCAAGAGGCUGAUUGACGUGACUGUGAAAACCUACGGAAAAAUAGACUGUCUGAUCAACAACGCUGGGUGGCAUCCUCCAGAACAAAUCAUAGAUGACACAAGUGCCCAGGAGUUCCAGGACCUUUUAAAACUGAAUCUCAUUGGCUACUUUCUGACUGCAAAGUAUGCUUUACCUCAUCUCCGGAAAACUCAAGGGAACAUUAUCAACGUAUCAAGUCUUGUUGGAAUUAUUGGUCAAAAACAUGCAAUACCUUAUGUGGCCACAAAGGGAGCAGUGACUGCAAUGACCAAGGCAAUGGCUGUGGAUGAAAGCCAGUACAAUGUGCGAAUAAACAGCAUAUCUCCUGGAAACAUAUGGACACCACUGUGGGAGGAGCUAUCCAGUCAUUCUACUGACCCAGAUGCCAUGAUCCUGGGCGGGAAGGAUGCACAGCUCCUGGGUCGAAUGGGGACAGCUGAGGAGUGUGCCAAGGCUGCGCUGUUCCUGGCAGCUGAAGGUACAUUCUGCACAGGUAUAGACAUUCUCCUAACAGGAGGCGCUGAGCUGAAUUAUGCCAAUAAGAAUCAGCAGAAGACACGAAGCAGCAUUUACCACUGACUGAUCAGAGACUGCAAUGUAAAUUGGAACUCACUGAAUAAAGCUUCUUGUAAAUAAUCCAUAUAAGUUCCCUACGAGAUGUGCUGGAGAUGUAUGUCCAUGUGAUGUUGGAGCAAUACCUGCAAUAUGUUUGCUAGAGGAAAAUGAAUGCAAUCCCCCCAAAAUGAUUAUGAUACUAGGUCCUGUGACCCUCCAGCUGUGAAACUAUAACUCUCAGCAUGCUAGGAUACAAUGACGAUAGCUAAGGAGGCUCCAGAUAAGCUGACUGUUUGCCGUGUUCCUAGUGGGUGAUGUGCACACAAAGUCUACUGAGAAAUAUUUUUUAGGCAAUGGGAAAAUGAUUACAAUGUAAACCAUGAGUAGGGUGUCCAGACAUAUGUCAGGCUACUACUUGUAGCAUCACCAUUGAAAAGCUGAGAUUACUCCAGAAUAUAGAAGACUGUAUGUAUGUUUGGGGCACCUGUCAAGGUGCAUUUACUUUUCAAAAUAUAACAUGAGCAUGCCACACCCCCUUCAUCAGCCUGAAAUGCCUCAAUCUGACAUGUGGUGGGAGGCGUACAUGCCACCUAGGUUACCCCAUGCAGCUUGGUCCUGUGCCCUUCCCUAUAGCCUGUAUGAAUCUGUACAUGGUUCCCCAUGGAUCCAACCCAUCAGUACUGGAGAGUGUUCGAGGGUUAUGCUACCCUUCUCUUAUACAAGGAAUGGGAGGAAGAUGUGGGUAGGCAACAAUCACCUGAGGAACCUGUCCCAGGAUGGUACAGCUUACAUUACAUUAGGGGUGAUCCAAUAGGGACCCUUCAGGAGUACCGGUAUCCAAUUUUUCUUAAAGUGGUUCUCUGGGAAUUAUUUAAAAUAGUCGCCAGCAACCUGUCCUAGAAUGUGAGCAGGACUGUUUGCCUCCAUUUGCAGGGCUGCCUAGGGGUGUGAGGAGCUGUGGUCUCACUACACACUACAGUAUGCUCUGGCACUUUUACAUAUUACCCAUUGUUGAGUGUUCCUGUCAGGAGCUGCUCAGCUAUGAUGGCAUAUCGUAGGCAGGAUCACAUCAUUACAGUGUAGUGAGGUCCUUCCUCAUCAUCCCCUAGGCAGCUCUACAAGUGGAGACAACCACUCCUGCUCACAUCCUGGGACAGGUUGCUGGUGACCAUUUUAAAUAAUUCCUGGAGAACCCAUUUAAGAUGCACCAGCAUAAUACGGCCACUGCUUGUGGAAACCUGACGUUCUGUCAUGCACACUGCCUAGCUGUUGUGUUGCACUGACAGGCCUGUCUUAUAAAUAAGCAGAAUUCAGGUUGCUGAUGGAGUUAUUCAGGAUUAUUUCUUAUGUAGCAAGUCUAUCUGUGCAGCUGCCGUUUCAUCUGUGGCUUUAAUAUCUAAGCUUUGAAGGGGUUCUUGGGGCCCUUGACAAAAUGCAAGCUUUCAGAUAAUUAGUGGAAGGAAUAUCAUAAU
Messenger RNA from Bufo bufo (common toad), 2355 nucleotides. It is a transcript of the gene HSD17B14, whose product is annotated as hydroxysteroid 17-beta dehydrogenase 14. NCBI's taxonomy places the organism in Eukaryota, Metazoa, Chordata, Amphibia, Anura, Bufonidae. The transcript has 9 exons. Gene Ontology annotation, biological process: steroid catabolic process. Gene Ontology annotation, molecular function: estradiol 17-beta-dehydrogenase [NAD(P)+] activity. Gene Ontology annotation, cellular component: cytosol. Bases 77 to 907 code for a protein of 276 amino acids. The record is from RefSeq and is a predicted model, not a curated record.